This is a messenger RNA of Sardina pilchardus (European sardine), 2187 nucleotides long. RefSeq names its product outer dynein arm docking complex subunit 3 (gene odad3). NCBI's taxonomy places the organism in Eukaryota, Metazoa, Chordata, Actinopteri, Clupeiformes, Clupeidae. The coding region runs from base 77 to 1837 and encodes 586 amino acids. The record is from RefSeq and is a predicted model, not a curated record. The transcript is spliced from 15 exons. Gene Ontology annotation, cellular component: ciliary rootlet; ciliary basal body; ciliary tip. Gene Ontology annotation, biological process: outer dynein arm assembly; cilium movement.
UGUUUGCGCCAAUUGAUAUACCAUAUUAAUUGCAUCCUAGGAAAAACUACUCUCUUGGGUCUCUGAAUGAAUCCCCAUGACGCGUCACCUCCUACUGAACCAGCAAACUGCACAGAGCAUGCCCAGAUCUUUGCAUCGGUUGCUAGAAUUUUCGAAAAUGCCAGGUACUUAUGAUGCUGUUAGACUUCCAAUCCACGACCAAAUCGCUGAACUCCAGAGGAAAAUUCAGCUGCUUGAGGGAGACAGAACUGCAUACUAUGAAAGUUCUCAGUCCUCCAUCAAAAAGAACCGGGAAACCGUUCUCCAGUUGAGGCAAGACAACAAAAGGCUUCACAGGAAACUUGCAGAAGCCCUUGCAGGAGAUGAGCAAGUGAUAAAAGAAGCUUUCCAAACCCGAGGAACAGAGAAAGCUGCCUACCGCAAUAUGUCUGGGAAGGAGGCGCUCAAGGUACUGGACCAGAAAGUGUGUGAUAAGAUGAAGAAGCUGAAUGCGCUUAAACACACCACACAAACGCAGCGCAAGCGUCUGGAGGACCUGCGUCUGCAGCACCAGAGCCUGCAGCCCGAGAGCAAGCGCUCUCAGAGUGGGACGCAGAGGAAGAGAGAGGACCAGGAGAAGAAUGAAGGGGAUUCCGUUGAGAUACAUCCCCAAAAGAACUUGCGGAUGCUUGAGAACCGUCUGGAGAAGGCCCAGCUGAAGUGUCAGGAAGCUGAAUAUAUCAUGCGGGGCUACCUGAAACUCAAAACCCACCUGCAGGAGGAGAGUCUGACCUUCCAGUCCCAGCUGGACGGCCUGGAGGCCGAGAUCAGGAGACAGAAGCAGGAGCUGCAGGAUCUGCAGGUCAUGAACAACGACGCAGUCCUGUCCAAGGAGACCGCCAAGGAGGAGCUGCAGCGGCAGGAGGAGCAGGUGUAUCGGGAGCGCAGGGAGAGGGAGCGCAUCCUGUCCUUCUACAAGAAACAGGCGGAGGAGCGCAGGGCCCAGGCAGAGAAAGUGGAGAGGAGGGCCCAGCGCACGGCCAUGCACCCAGACGAGCUGAGCAGCGAGGCCCAGCGCAGCACCACGGGGAUCGGGGAGGAGGAGCGCGCCAUCUCCACGUUCGAGGAGGCCUUCCGCCGCAUCAGAGAGGCCACCGGGGUCACCGACACUCGGGAGGUGGUGGAGAGGUUCAUCACCCAGGGAGACACCCAGAAGCACCUGCAGGAGCUGAAGGAGGAGAACGAGAGCAUCCUGCUGCAGCUCAAGCAGGACAGAGACCAGCUCCAGAAGCACUUCCAGGACACCAAGUACUCUGGAGAGGCCAAGCUGUCCAGUGAGCAGCAGCUGCUGGCGGAGUGUCAGCGCCACCUGGAGGCGGAGGAGCAGAGGCGCGAGGCGGCCAAAGAGCACCUGGAUUGGCUCAACCGCACCCUCAACACGGUGCGCGCUGGUGUGGAGCAUCUGAGUGACAAGCUGCAGCACAUCCAGCUGGCGGAGGGCGAGCGGCCGCUGCUGGACGGCAGCUCAGAGGACUACGUGCUGGAGCUGCUGACCCGGGCAGAGCACAAGCUGCUGCUGCUACAGGAGGAGCUGCAGGGCAAAGACCUGGCAACCCUCACCAAAGAGAUGGAGGAGGAGGACUUUUAUGCCAGCAUCGAAGGGAAGCUGCCGAACUACAACACGCGCAUCCAGCUGCCUGAAACCCAGCGACAGGAUCCUUAUGACGAAGAGGAGGACAGCGGGAACGACGAGAGUGACAUCAUCACGCGCACCACGCUCAAGCGCCAGUCCCAGAUCAUCGUGGACUCCAAGACCAAGAGGAAGCCGCGGCCCAAGAAGAAGAAGGGCAAGCUCUGAUCCCAGGUCCUUUACGGCCCCGUGGUUUGCAUGACGGCCCCGCCAGCGCUCAGACACAGAUCUGAUCUCACGUCCCUUCCUCCUCCACACAGAGGGGCUCUUUAUUUCACAUAACAGCAGUAACUCCACUGAGUGUGACGCAAUGAAGUAGAACGGCACUUUGUUUCCUUAGAACAGAUGUAUGUAUGCUGGGCCUAGACCUAGACAUGUCAUAUUUUCACUGCAGUGUCAUGGCACAGUCUUUUGCACCUCAAUCACACGCACCUAUUGACUGUAUCUCCACAAGCCACUGUACUGUAUAUGCUAUAUGCCUCCUCAUGAUCACCUGCACAUGACAACACUGAAUAAAU